AUGCAUUUCCCAGCUAUCGCGACCGGUUUCUGCCUUUUGGCAAAGUAUUUUACAAAGUCUCCUAUUCCGCUGUCGUCGGUGAGCAGUACGCCAACUGUCCUUUCGACUAAUUCAAUCGCGGAUAUUACUGUGAAGAGUGCUGAAGGUGUAUCAAAAGCUGUCGAAUCUGUCGAAGAAGUUGGGACGAAACCUGUCAAGGACGUUUCGAAGAGUGUAGAGAAACAAGCGAUCAACACUAUCGAGAGAAAUGCUAGCCCUUUUGACGAGAGGAGUGGUUUUGAGAGGAUCGAAUCUACGAGGAGGUCGAGCAUUCUCUCGUUUGAGGCGUCCCAAUCUCGGACGGAUUCGAGAGAGAUGGAAGUAGAGUGUGCACCAAAUAGAGGCGUCUUGCAAGCACGGACCAAGAAGGACUUAGAACUGGUAGCGGCCAAGAAUCCAAUCCUACGUUCUAUUACUCAAAGAAUCGAGCUCGGCGAAGCAGACGAGUUGAUGAACAAAGUUUUAAAGAUGUUCGAAGAAAUCGAGGAAAUGGAGAAAUUCAGGCUUCAGCUUCAGGCCCUCAGAGCGACAUUUCACGAAGACCUAGGUGACGGAGUCCAAGCCAGGGUAGAUCCCAUUCCUCUCGAAAACUGGAUCGACAUGAUCAAGGAAGUAGAAAUCGCUCUUGAUAUUGUACGAUGCGAAAUGACGGUCGAGGAUGUCGACGAUCUCUUGACGCGACUUUACAUUGAGAUGAACCGCCUCGCUGCAGUAUAUGCUAAGAGCAAGGAAGAUAGGAAACGGAUAGCGCUCAAGGUGUCGGCGAAAAUCAAAGAAUAUGCCGAGGUUUUACUGGAGAGCCCCUGCGAGGUUCGUCUGGCUGUCGAGCGAGCGCGUGUCAGGAGUGUAGUCGCCAAGUGCUUUACGCCGAGUGAUGCUGAGUACCUUGCCUUGUUGAGCCCAGGAUCGUCGCACAUCCCAAGUUGCGAUAGAAGUUGUGUGUUGUCUUAUUUACCAUACCGAGUACUGGAGAGAAGUGAAGUUGGAUCGGAGCCUGAUUUAAUCCUCAACGAAGGCUCGAGGUGUUCGACUCCCAGUGAAGUUCCAAAUACACCUCGCGUGUCUAUCUCUGAGCUUCAAGAGGAUCCGGGGAUUAUGCCCAUGGCAGAAGAGCCGAUUGGAAUGAAUAUGCGACGACUAGACGUAGUGGUAGUAAAAUCAAAGAGGAUCGAACGAAGGGAAACGGCCAAGGUCGGUCAAGUACGUAAGAUGGCAAAAGUCACGGGGGGCGGGAAGCCGGCCUGGAGAUUCUAG
Molecule: messenger RNA, 1293 nt
Organism: Rhizoctonia solani
Lineage: Eukaryota; Fungi; Basidiomycota; Agaricomycetes; Cantharellales; Ceratobasidiaceae
Exons: 6
Coding region: 1-1293 (430 amino acids)
Source: RefSeq, a predicted model, not a curated record